AUGGACGAGGAAUCGCGACAACUGCUCACAAUCAACACACACCGCGGCUAUAUAUAUCGCUUCGAUCGCUUACCUUUUGGAGUGAAAGCGACCCCGGCAAUUUUCCAGCAGCAAAUGGACACCCUGACUGCAGGAUUGGAGGGUACUGCCGCGCGAAUCCAGGACUUCGGAUUCCGCCUACGCUUGGAAAAGUGCUCACUUUUGCACACCGAAAUUCGCUAUCUUGGCUUCAUAAUCGAUGCCGAAGGACGACGAUCAGACCCGAGCAAAAUCGAAGCAAUCCAGAGGAUGACGAUAUCCAAAGAUGUCAGUCAAGUGAGAGCCUUCCUUGAAUUGGUCAACUUCUACGGAACAUUUGUCCGUGAACUGCACAAUCUACGCGCACCACUUGACGCACUCACCAAGAAGGAUGCCGCCUUCACAUGGUCACCGGAAUGUCAAUCCUGCUUUCCAGUGUCAAUCCUGAUCGGAUCAAGAAGACUCUCAAAUCCGACCUUCUUCCUGCACACUACGACCCUACUCUGCCGCUUAUCGUCGCUGCAGACGCUUCCAACUACGGAAUUGGAGCUGUCCUCUCACAAAGAUUCCCAGACGGACACGAAAAAGCUGUCUACCUCGCUAGCCGCGUUUCCAGCACAGAAAAAGUAUAGCCAGAUUGAGAAGGAAGCCUUGGCUAUCAUUUUUGCAGCCCAAAAAUUUCAGCGCUUCAUACAUGGACGUCAUUUCACGCUGAGGACGGACUACAAACCGCUCAUCUCCAUUUUCGGGACGAACAAAGAAGUUUCCGUCUACACUGCUAAUCGCCUCCAACGAUGGGCUACUACGCUGUUGAACUACAAUUUCAGCAUUCAGUAUGUCAAGACGAGCGAAUUUGGACAAGCCGACGCCCUUUCAAGACUAAGUGGGCUACAGUCGCCGAAACCAGAAGACCGAGUUAUUGCUUCAGCCAACACUGAUCUCUGCGCCGAAGUGAUGGACAAUUGCCAUCGACUACCGGUCUCAUUCAGCUUCGUCAAAGCGGCAACUACUGCGGACCAUACCCUGACCUAA
This is a messenger RNA of Haemonchus placei, 1050 nucleotides long. The record is from the annotation of a GenBank genome assembly. NCBI's taxonomy places the organism in Eukaryota, Metazoa, Nematoda, Chromadorea, Rhabditida, Trichostrongylidae.